UGUGAAGUCUACGUCAACGUCGCGGUAUGUUCGCUCCGCGAAGUCGCGCCGCGAUUCACGCGCAUAGUCUGGAGGGGGCUUAUUAUAAGAUCAGAAAAUAAAUUGUGAUAUUUGAGCGUCCUAAAUUUAAAAAAAAUGCCUCCCAACCUGCCAACUUAUCUUCGUCACUUCUAACGAACCCAACCAAAUUACAUAAGUUGUUUUUGGUUUGUUGUCAGGAAUGUUAAAAUAUGUUUUUAAUUCAGUCGCGCAUGCCUGUAUCUCAUCGACAAGAAAUCCUAUAUCUAUGGUGAUCUGGCAAAAAAACUGUGAAGUGUGACAAGCUGACAAGUCGAGUCAGACAAUUUCCUAACCUCUCUCGUAUUUAAUUGUUACAAAUUUAUAAAAAUGCUACUUAACCUUAGUUUUUUACUUUUAUUCUUAAGUGUAAUUAAUGCAGAAAGUGGAGUAUUGCAAACAGUUAGUGACGACGAGUUACUUCAAUUGAUAAAGGACAGAGAAAAACUUAUCGUAUUGUUCACUAAACCUGAUUGCGAUGUAUGUACGAAGUUGAACAACCAUUUGGAAGCGCUAAAGGAAGACUUUAAGAAGCAUUUAAAUGCAGAUACAGUUAAAGUUUUGAAUAGCCAUUUGGCCAGGCUUUACAGCCCGACUAAGGAACCUGCUAUUGUAUUUUUUAGACAUGGGAUACCUUUGCUAUACAGUGGUGAGCCUGAUGAAAAUGAAAUCUAUGGGUUUUUGGAAAAGAACCAAUCACCCGUGGUCAAAGAACUCAAUGAUAAAAUCUUUGAGCACAUAACUCAAGCUGCUACUGGGGCAACUACAGGAGACUGGUUUAUUAUGUUCUACGGUGCAUCAUGCGUGGAAUGCCAGCGGCUGCACGCAGUAUGGGAAGGCGUGGGCGCGACUCUGCGCGGGCGUAUCAACGUCGCGCGCAUCGAUGCCAAUCUAGCCGGCCUUAAUACAGCCAAGCGGUUCCAGGUCUCUAAGCUGCCGGCGUUCUUAUUUUUCCGCCUUGGUAAAGUUUAUAGGUAUAACAUACCUAAAAAUGAUGUGAAAUCGUUUGUCACAUUUGCUCAAGAUUGGUACAAAAAUGCAAAGGCUGAGAGUGUGCCUCUCGUUUCAUCACCAUUUGAUGAACUCGUAGACUGGUGUGUGGAGAUGAUUAAAUUUGGAGUCGCCCUUGGACUGGAGUUGCUGGCCAAGUACCCCUGGAUUUGGCAAAUUGGAGGAGCCGGUUUCGGCCUCGUGGCCAUCACGGCUCUUAUCGCGCUAGUCAAAGCUGGCCGAUCAAAACCAGCGAAGGAGACGAAAAAAGAGAAAAAGAGCAAAUAGGACAUUGUUGUGAUUGACCAGUGGUUCUUAACUUUUUUACUAAGGAUUGACAAUAGUAAGGAAGUUAUUUAUUUCCUUCUCUACAAGUACUACUCUCCUUCAACAAGUCAAAAUGUUUAUCUACAUAUUCUAUUUAUAAAUUCUAUGUGCUUCUUCUGGUGCUUCCAGGGACCAUCGGCUAAGAAUCACUGUGAUAGACUGACUCAGCAUUUAUUUACUUAUAUUAUAAUUAUAACACGGUCUGACUACAAAUUGUGAUCAUUUAUGUAUUGUGUGUUAUAAGUUAUGUGUUUACAUUUAGUAUGUACAAAUAUUUGUGUCUAUUUAUAUAUUUUAAGUUGAUUCAUGCAAAGUUUUUUUAUAACAAAAUGUGUUAUUUAAAAUUUUAUCUGAAAAAUAAGGAAUAGCUUCGCGCUAAUUAUGUCUUUAAAUACCUAUCUAGAAGAAAAUACUAGGUAUAUUGUUUUUUCAUUAGCCUUUUGACUGCCAGUCGAAAAUGAAAAUAGUCGAUAAUUAGCUUCAAUAUUAACCUUUUCAACGCUUUCUCCCUCGCAUCAAAAUGUGGCAUACACGCCAAUAUGUCAACUACUGAGAAACGAAUUUAAACCUUAUCUGUCAACAGUAAAAUUGCUUUGACAGCGUCUGCCAUGACCUCUUUAGUGGUCGUUGGCGUGGUAGGCACGACAGCACACGACCACUUUAGUGGUCGUUGGCGUGGUAGGCACGACAGCACACGACCACUUUAGUGGCUCUUGGCGUUCAAAAGGCGUAAUUAUCUGAUGGCUAACAUACGACGUCUACUAUUGCUGUGUUAGUGACACCAGAUUUUUUGGAUUUGAUAUAAGAUUUAACCCUUUUCCAGGCCGCACAAAUCUGCAAGGUUUUACCAAAAAUCCAAAUAUAUUCAUUUGAAGACAAGUCACAUUUCCUAAAAGUGUAAUCUAAUUUGAACCUUAAAUUGUAAUGCUAAAGUUGACAUUCUUUUGGCGCGUAUGUGGUCGAUAAAUUCUACCUACCUGUCUAAGGGGCUACCUGUGUGUGUAACCUGGAAAAGGGUUUAGGGUUUCCGUCCUAGAAUAAGAUUAUGUAUUGUAAAAAUCUAGAUAAUUCUAUGGUGAUCAUAAACUGAAUUAUAUUUCUACUUUUGCGCAAUUCAAAUAUAUUUAAUAAAAUAGAGUUGUGGUAUAUGUCUAUCUCUUGGAAUAUUAUUUUAGUAAGGCCUUUCCUAGAUAGAUUGACUUUUAAACUAAGUUAGAUUUCGA
Messenger RNA from Cydia pomonella (codling moth), 2597 nucleotides. RefSeq names its product thioredoxin domain-containing protein. The transcript is spliced from 6 exons. Lineage: Eukaryota; Metazoa; Arthropoda; Insecta; Lepidoptera; Tortricidae. Bases 388 to 1335 code for a protein of 315 amino acids. The record is from RefSeq and is a predicted model, not a curated record.